Molecule: messenger RNA, 1305 nt
Organism: Engraulis encrasicolus (European anchovy)
Lineage: Eukaryota; Metazoa; Chordata; Actinopteri; Clupeiformes; Engraulidae
Gene: tmem30b
Product: transmembrane protein 30B
Exons: 8
Coding region: 165-1193 (342 amino acids)
Cellular component (GO): Golgi apparatus; plasma membrane; endoplasmic reticulum
Source: RefSeq, a predicted model, not a curated record
UCCAGGAAAUGAAGAUCAGACACUGAACAGGUAGGACAGGAAGAGAGGUGUAUCGCUACACCCGCGUACCUGUCUUUCAGUCGGAGAUAUCUAAUCGAGGGACUCGUCGUAAAGGAAAAAUAAACUGUCUGGAGGACGAGUAAAGGGGUUUUGGACGCUUGAAGAUGAAGAAGGGGGAGGAAGAAACGUCCAAUAGGCCGGAGAACACAGCCUUCACCCAGCAGAGGCUCCCGGCAUGGCAGCCCAUGCUGUCCGCUGGCAUCGUCAUCCCUGGCUUCGUGAUCAUCGGCCUGGCCUUCAUCGGGGUCGGAGUUGCCUUGUUCGUCACCUCGCAGAGCAUCCAAGUGCUUGAGAGGGAUUACACUGCUGAUGAUAGCAGCUCAGACAGUAACUGCUCUCAAUGUGUGAAUGAAGCUCCUCCUUGUCUCUGUGCUGUUGACUUUACUCUCACAAAGCAGUUUGAAGGGCCAGUAUUUUUCUAUUAUGGCUUAACAAACUACUACCAAAACCAUCGCAAAUAUGGAGUUUCCAGAGAUGACUACCAGUUGUCAGGGGAUACAGACUACUUCACUGAUCCUACGGAUGACUGUGUUCCAUACCAGUAUGAUUCCAGAAACAGGCCCAUUGUACCGUGUGGAUCAGUCGCCAACAGCAUUUUCAAUGACACAUUCAAGCUCUAUCAAAUCGUUGGAGGGCAGAAGAAACUGGUUCCAUUUGAUGGGAAAGGCAUCGCGUGGUGGACUGAUUACAACAUUAAAUACAGAAAUCCUUCCUUGGUGGAUGGAUCCCUGGCAAAGGCUUUCAAUGGUACAGUGAAGCCCAUCAACUGGCCCAGAGCGGUGUAUGAGCUGGACACCUCUGACGCAUCCAACAACGGCUUCCUAAACCAAGACUUCCUGGUGUGGAUGAGGCGAGCCGCCCUGCCCAACUUCCAGAAGCUCUACAGGAGGAUAACAGAGGGUGACUACAGUGAGGGGCUGCCCAUUGGAAAUUACUCCCUGGAGAUCAACUACAAUUACCCUGUCCGUGGCUUUGGAGGCCGUAAGCAGGUGUUCUUCAGCAACGUCACCUGGAUGGGUGGCAAGAACCAGUUCCUGGGGAUCGCCUACCUGGUGAUCGGCUCUCUGUGUAUCUUCAUGUCUCUAGUCAUGCUUAUUGUGUAUGCCAAGUUCAGAUUCCCUGAUGAGGAAUGAAGUCAGUGGACCUGCUGGGACCACAAGUCAUAUCCACAAACACAGCCUUUGGAUAUGUGAACCCGUUUCAUCCCCGCUAAUGUAGAGAGAAUGACUGUCAAUAGGAAUUUCA